UUGCCCUUUUUGUUGCUUGCCAAUAUGGGUGCUACAACGACGCUCUGGAACCCGUCGAAGUACGAUAAAGUCCGUGGUAUUGUGGAUACAAAGAAUACCGGAGGAGAACUAUUCAAUGGAUUGACAUACCAUGUAACUCACAAGUCACAGACAGUCAGACUCACGACUGGGCAUACAAUUCCAGCCGAGGGUACUAUCAUCGAGGUGAAGGCGAGGAAGGAAAGCAAUGCAAGUGAUGGCCUUGUCGGUAGUUUGCACGAAAAUUCUGAUAUGAAGAAAGCGUUGCAGCAGUCAAAAAAUGUACAUAUACAUUCUAAGGUGGUUGUUGCCAAGGCUAGACCUACAAAGAAGGAUAUACACUAUGAGUUAAGCGAACCAUCUGGGUACAUGCACUCUACGGUAGUUUCGCAAGGAGAGUGCACAUGUCCCAUAGAGAGAUCACAAUAUAUUGUCAGUAUCAGCACACCAGCAAGCAGGAAACCAAGUAAAACAGUUGAAUUGCAUACUCGUAGUGCGAGUAGUGUAUUGUCUGAUGUCGAUUAUUCGGAUGAUUCAGAGCUGCAUGCUAUGGAUGCAGACGCAGGGGUGAAAGUUAGACAACCUAAGUCUAGUAACAAGUCAGCUUUUCGUAUGUCCUGGACAACGAACGAGCCUAUCAGAGUGCCCCCCUCCUGCGGAGUACAGCCCGUUUUGCUUAAGGUUAGGCCUAACCGGCUAAAUAGCAAUAGUGAUUACAGGAGUAGUGAUAGUAGGUGCAGUCACGCUAGUAGUAUUGCCGAGUGCGACACCCGUUUAGGUACUGCUGAAAGUAAUAAGGCGUCAUCGGCUGAGCGUGGCACGGUGGGGCUUGGAGAUGGCACAGAUUCAUUCAAAGUACGCGCAAACACACACACACACGCUCUUUCCGGUGUACGGACGGUGAGCUUACCUGCUCGUUCGAGUGAACUCUCUGCACUAACGAGUGUACCUGUGCGCAGUGUAGAGGGUACCAAUGCCGGGCCACGUGACACAACUAGUGUGGGCACGGCGAAUACUAAUGCUACGAAGACACAUACCUAUGCACACACACAUGCGGCAGAUGAUGAUACCUGCACACACAGCACACCAACCACUGAUCCACGCACGCACACAAACACACGCACGCACAUACGCACAUACAACUGUGAGCAGCUGACAUCAGUUCCCCAGAGCGGUGGGAUGAAGGAGGUUAAAUCAAAUAUCGGGGCAAAACUACGUAGAGGCGCGUCUGCCCCUACCCCUGUAUCACGUCCACUUAGUACUGAUCUGUCGGCCAAGGACGGAGAGCUGACGUUAAACUCGCGUGAAACGCAUAGUGGCCAAUUAUCCAGCAGCACUAAGCUGGGGAAGAGAAACACGCAUAUUGGCCAAUUAUCCAGUAGUGCCAAGCUCGGGAAGAAAACGUCAAACUCCAGUGGGAGUAGUAUAAGUCCGAUACACAUUGGUGCGGCUGCCUCGGCACGGGUGCUUAGUAGGGUGGCGACAACCAUCACAGCCAAACACAAGGAGAUCGACGAGGAGAUCAAGGGGGAGAGCAGGCGAGAAAGGGACAGGAAGGUGAUUGAGAAGUCCAAGUGCAGGCUAGAGGAGAGUAUGAUUGAGGAGUAUCGGAGGCGGAAGCAGGCUGGGGUGGCUAUGAGCUUCACGCAGGCACCGGCACUGAAUGUGUCAGCUCGUGCGCGCGGAGGCGAUAGACAGACAGGCGCCGGUGCAAAGAGACAUGCCGAGAGCAGAGGGAUGCUGAAAGCCCAACAUAGCAACGGCAGUGACACGAAGGCUAGUUGUGCCGAGCCAAGGACAUACAAGAAGCGGCCGCGGAGUGCGUGUGACGGCAAAGUGUCGCAGAAGUAUACAGAUACCGCAUUCAUCAUGUCACCCACAGCUCAGCAACCUACGGGUGUUCCCAGGCAGGUAUGGCGAGCGAUGCACAUGCGAUCAUUGCAGGUGCACUGUGCAGAGUGCAGCACUGCACCGCAAGGGUGCGAUGUGCACAGGCCCAGUGCUGAGGCUGUAGCGAUGCAACCGGUAACUAGGCAACGAGUACAUGGCGUGGGGGUGGAUACGGGAAAGCAGAGAGUAGCGCAGAAAGCCUCAGUGUCUGGGCGGACCUCACUGAACGCUUCCAUUGGCAAACUGCAGCGGCAGUACAGUUUAAUGUCUGGGGGGAGUAUUGAGGAAGAAGAGAACGAGUUCGAUUUCCGAAGCGUGUCACCCGAAGGCACGGCAAUCGUCACAUCACACGCGCACUACACGGCACUGGGCCAAAGCCACACCGCCGAACGACAUAGCAAGCCCGUGCCGAGGUCGUCUGGUGGUGGUGCUGUAGUCGAGGCUCAACCGAAGAGCCUACCCUCACAACACCGCGGAGAUAGACUCAGUGCACUGGAUAGUCACACAGAUACAUCCUCUCCACACCCACACUCAGACCCACACACGGGGGGGGUGUUUGUUUAUCCGUCGGAGAUAUUAGAACAUCUGAGCUGUCGUUGUUCGCUAGUGCAGCUCAGCUCAGCUCGUAAUACGGCACAGGGACAACCACUGCCACACAGUCACUGCUGUGAGCCAAACGAUGCAUAUGAUAGCGACACUACACAUAGGCCCCAUCGCCUGUCGUAUAAUCGGCCACACAGAGGCACACGGCAUAGAAGCCACAGUAUGACGGGGAACAGACCCCGAAGCAUCUUGCACAACAGAUCGCACAGCAUCACAGAGUACAGAGUCACGAGUAAUUCUAUAAAUAGUCCUCUCCGGGCGGCAACCCGCACUGGAAUGCCGCUUCAGCACCGUCAACACCGACAGCCCAACGGACAUCAACAGCAUAGCUCGCCUCAUAGGCGGCACACAAACAUAUCUUCGCACCUCUCACACACGCGCUCGCAGCCGUCGCCAGGUUGCAGUGGUAUAAACACACCCACACAUUACACGCAUACACGGGCUUAUUCACCCACACAGUAUAGUGGCUCACCCGUGGGAUCUCCCAGUCUCGACUACCAAGGGUUUGCACCCGGUACUCCCAGACAGGAUUAUGGCAGACAUCCCACGCCGCAGAGACGCCAUAGUGGACAAUUAUCGAGUAAAACACAAGUACCCAGGACUCCCAGGCAGGAUUAUGGCAGACACAAGACACGUCAGAGACGCCAUAGUGGACAAUUAUCGAAUCAUAGAGCACACGUACCCGGGACUCCCAGUCAGGACUAUGACAGACAAAACGCACUUCAGAAACGCCAUAGUGGACCAUUAUCGAAUAGAGCACCAGCACAGAGUUGGAGUAGUUUCGGCAGCAGAGCAGCUGGGUUGGGUGCCAGGAACUACCACAGGAGCCACUCAUACACCCCCACAGAUGUCGGCGAUACGUAUACUCGCGCGACCCCCAGGAGUUCGGAUGGGUCUGUGCAUUGCUUUCCGUCGCCUACGUCCCUCAUCCAAAACAUAUCCAACAAGUCGGUGGAGUCUGCUGAGAGAGACCGCGCAGGCGCAACGGUGACACGGACACGCUCAGGACCUCAAAUGGAAACGACUAGUUCGUAUACGGGGCAGGAUAUGCAUGCACACGCACACACCCGCACCCACAUAGAUAAGCAUACAAGGGAUGGAGAACGUAGUUUAGACGCUGCUGAACACCGGAACUCGCGCCACAUGUUCUACAGACAGUCGUCUUGGGAUGGCAGGCCGUUGCAGGGUGCACUGAGCAGAGUCACAGAGGAGCAUCACAUGGGCGCCUAUGCUAAGCAUGGCAGCAGUAGCGGUAGUCGAGGCGUGUUUAGGAGGAGUUAUUCUACCGAUGGGACCGGCAAUAGCAAUCGAAGUAGUUGCCAUGACGACGCUAGCACAUUGAUAUUUGAACCGAGCGAGAUAGGUGGCGGACAGCCCAUCAAGUACACUGACAGUGCGGAGGUGUAUGAGAGCACAGCCUCGAAUACAGAGACUGACGAAAAGAGUGGAAGUUGCAGUGAUCUCAACCAGCUGCAAGACGGUAGAACGCGGAGCAACUCGGGAAACAGCGCCGACAGCAGUAGGAAAUCCCUGUCGUUUAAACCGUUGAUCUAUAUGGCUCUGCAGGCAAAGAGGGCCUUAUCUAAGGAGCGUGCUAGUCGAUCGACUACGCAUAAGGAUGUGACAUUUAGUACAGAGACGCUUCACAUUGCGUUAACCAAUGAGAGAGAAACAGGUGAGCUAGAUAGUCAAUACUUGCAGACGGUUCAGUGGAGUGUCCAACCCCAACGGCAACCAGGCGCAGGGCCGACAGGACAGUCAGACACGGGACAUUCGGACGAAAGGCGGAAAAGCUCAGGGCAUUCAGAGAAUAUAGCAGAUGUACUGCGAAAGAUGGAGCUACCUAUCCAGGCACGGCCUGGUGUAGGACAGGCGGCGACGGGAGAGUCAGACGCAAGACAACUGACGAAGCGCACGUCAGACGUAGGGCAACCUGGACAUUCGACGGAUGUGUUACCGAACAUGGGACUACUCGGUUUAUCACGACCAGGUGAACGUCAAUUGGCAACGGGAGAGUCAGACGCAAGACAACUGACGAAGCGCACGUCAGACGUAGGGCAGCCAGGACAAUCAACGGAUAUAUUGCCGGCCUUGGGAUUACUCGUCCCACCUCGGUCAUGUGUAAGACGAAUGGCGAAGGAUGAGUCAGACGUAGAACAACCAGGACAUUCAACGGAUGUACUACCAUACAUAAAGCUACUGUUCCCGGAUCGGCCGAGUGCAAAACAAUUGUCGAAGGGGGAGUCGGAUGUAAGACAAAUAGCUUGUGGAGAGUCUGACACAGGACAGACUGGAGAACCAACAAACGCACUGCCCGACAUAGGGCAAGUAGCACCCACAGAGGCGUAUAUAGAGCAGCUGCCGACAGGAGUGUCGCAAGAGUCAACGGAAGGACAUAAUGAUAUAGCGCAACCGACCCCAAUACAGUCUUGCAUACAGCCACCAGCCACUACAGGAUCUGACGUACGACAAAUAUGUGGGAGGCAGCAGAAGUCGGAGCAACCAGUUGUGGCAAGGCCACGCCCAGCUACAAGGCGCAAGCGUGUGAUCUUUGAUGAGAUACAAACGGCGUUCCUCGUGCCCUCGAGCCACACGUACGACCGCAGUACGACUAAAGAGACGGACUUUACGAUCAGUGACGUGGACAAGGUCUACAUCGACCUCAUGCGGUACAAGCUGCUGGAGAUGGAAGUGCACGCACACUCGUACAUCAAUACCAACAUGCAUCUCGCCAAGGUUGGAAAGGCUGUGUUGCAGGAGAGACAGCAGAUACUGCGGGGUAUUCUAGGCGAGGUGGAGGACGUUGAGGAUGUGCAAUAUCACGAGAUGAGAAGGGAUCAGGGUGAAUGAUAAUAUAGCGCACACACACACACGUACGCACGCACACACACAUAUAUGUAUAUAAUAUAGAAAUACGAUGGGAAACAAGCUCAGCGUAUGCUUCUGGGUGUUUCCUUUUAGAUGUACACACCACAUGUACCUCACAUUUCGACCGCCGCGCGUGCCAUGAAGGGUACAGCAGGUGCGCAUGAACAGUAAAUAAAUAGCAGGAGCACACGCUGCACUGACCACAACAAGGAA
Molecule: messenger RNA, 5592 nt
Organism: Sphaeroforma arctica JP610
Lineage: Eukaryota; Ichthyosporea; Ichthyophonida
Exons: 1
Coding region: 25-5361 (1778 amino acids)
Source: RefSeq, a predicted model, not a curated record